AUGCUUUGGGUACUCUUUUUAUGGCUUGCCCACGUUACCGUAAUGGCAGUCCCGGAGGGAUAUUUCGGAUGUGCAACGUUUAAAGGCCACAACAACUGGGCCGAGCUGCUUAUGCAAUUGGACUGCGAGCGGAGAAUGCCCGUCGUUUCUGAAUGCUGCGAAACACACGCCAAGUGCUACAAGGAGAACGGCGGCAAGCUGAGAUGUGAUCAGCAGCUUUGUGACUGUAACCAGCGCGCCGUCUAUGGCAAUGCGUUAUGCCAGCGCCACGUCGGCAUGUACUGCGAAUGGAUUAAGAGCGACCGGCUGACAUACGCGUUACUGCGGGGAAAG
Messenger RNA from Mesorhabditis spiculigera, 333 nucleotides. The record is from the annotation of a GenBank genome assembly. NCBI's taxonomy places the organism in Eukaryota, Metazoa, Nematoda, Chromadorea, Rhabditida, Rhabditidae.